AUGAUCGAUAGAGAAGAAGUGUCGGACAUCUCUCAUCACGUGCUCCUCAACCACAUGGCAGCAGCUGACAUCGAUUAUAAACCCAGCCGAUUGCUUGUUGUGGCUCGACAUGUCGUAGCUUUCAUCAGAGAAUUUUUUGAUCAAAACCCUUUGAGUCAGAUUGGAUUAGUUACAUUGAAAGAUGGGAUAGCACAUUGCCUAACAGAUCUUGGCGGAAGCCCAGAGUCACACAUAAAUGCUUUGCAGAUUAAGUUGACGAGCUCGGGGGAUGCGUCACUCCAAAACGGCCUUGAUCUUGUCCAAAACCUUUUGAAUCAAAUUCCCACAUACGGCCACCGAGAGGUCCUCAUUUUGUAUUCAGCUCUUAGUACCUGUGAUCCUGGUGAUAUUAUGGAGACAAUUCAAAAAUGCAAAACAUCCAAGAUCAGGUGCUCGGUUAUUGGCCUCUCGGCUGAGCUCUACAUCUGCAAGUAUCUCUGUCAAGAAACAGGUGGUAUAUACUCAGUGGCGCUAGAUGAGUCCCACUUAAAAGACUUGGUGUUUGAACAUGCACCUCCACCACCUGCUAUUGCCGAAUUCGCAGUCGCAAAUCUGAUCAAGAUGGGCUUUCCUCAGCGAGCGGCAGAAGGUGUAAUCUCAAUCUGUUCCUGUCACAAAGUGGCUAAGGCUGGUGGGGGCUACACUUGCCCGAGAUGCAAAGCACGUGUUUGUGACUUGCCCACAGAGUGCCAGAUAUGUGGGUUGACCCUUAUAUCUUCUCCCCACCUGGCGAGGUCUUAUCACCACCUUUUUCCAAUUACCCCGUUCGAUGAUGUGCCUCCGUCAGUCUCGAACAACCAACGUCAUCUUACCAAAAACUGCUUCGGCUGCCAGCAAAGCCUCCUGAAUCCUGGUACGUGUCGGGCCAAAAAGCUCUGUUUUGUUGUUAAAUCCGUAGUUAAGCAGGUUUUCUUGCUUUGCUUUCUCAAGUUACUUAUUACAUGUGGUCUUAAUUAUAAUUUGUGUUCACCUUAUAUUCGUUCUUAUUUAGAGCAUGGAUGA
Striga hermonthica is the source of this 1041-nucleotide messenger RNA. Lineage: Eukaryota; Viridiplantae; Streptophyta; Magnoliopsida; Lamiales; Orobanchaceae. The record is from the annotation of a GenBank genome assembly.